This is a messenger RNA of Scophthalmus maximus (turbot), 1805 nucleotides long. It is a transcript of the gene ctsba, whose product is annotated as cathepsin Ba. The record is from RefSeq and is a predicted model, not a curated record. Gene Ontology annotation, biological process: regulation of catalytic activity. Gene Ontology annotation, cellular component: lysosome. NCBI's taxonomy places the organism in Eukaryota, Metazoa, Chordata, Actinopteri, Pleuronectiformes, Scophthalmidae. The coding region runs from base 162 to 1154 and encodes 330 amino acids. The transcript is spliced from 11 exons. Gene Ontology annotation, molecular function: cysteine-type endopeptidase activity.
AGCCUGCAGCCAUGUGACGGUGUCACGUGGUGUCUCCUCCCAGGCAUAAAUGUGAGGGACAGACCCGCCUCGCGGUUACUUUGUGUUCCUGUGAUUCAGUGACUCCUGACGAAGAAACGACCGAGUUCACACAGACAGCUGACAAACAAACUACAGGCAAAAUGUGGCGUGCAGCCUUUGUUUUACUGGCUGCUGGCUUGUCGCUGAGCCUGGCCAGACCCCACCUCCCACCACUGUCCAGUGAGUUGGUCAACUACAUCAAUAAGAUUAACACUACAUGGAAGGCUGGUCACAACUUCCAUAAUGUUGACUACGGUUACGUCCGUAGACUCUGUGGUACGAUGCUGAAGGGACCUAAACUGCCACUCAUGGUUCAGUAUGCUGGAGGCAUGAAGCUGCCUGAGGAAUUUGACUCCAGAGAGCAGUGGCCCAACUGUCCCACUCUGAAGGAGAUCAGAGACCAGGGCUCCUGUGGAUCCUGCUGGGCAUUUGGCGCUGCAGAGGCGAUCUCCGAUCGUGUGUGUAUCCACAGCAAUGGCAAGGUCAACGUGGAGAUCUCCUCCGAGGACCUGCUCUCCUGCUGUGAUGCCUGUGGCAUGGGAUGUAAUGGUGGUUACCCCUCAUCUGCCUGGGACUUCUGGACCACAGAUGGACUGGUCUCUGGAGGUCUCUACGACUCCCACGUUGGUUGUCGGCCCUACACCAUCGCCCCCUGUGAGCACCAUGUGAAUGGUAGCAGACCUUCCUGUUCUGGAGAGCGUGGAGACACACCCGAGUGUGUCCUCAAGUGUGAACCUGGAUACACACCCGCCUACAAAAAGGACAAGCAUUAUGGUAAAUCGUCUUACAAUGUCGGGGAAAGUGUGGAGCAGAUUCAGCUGGAGAUUUCUAAGAAUGGCCCAGUUGAAGGAGCCUUUACGGUCUAUGAAGACUUUGUGAUGUACAAGUCCGGUGUGUAUCAGCACGUGUCUGGAUCUGCUCUGGGUGGCCACGCCAUCAAGGUCCUGGGUUGGGGGGUGGAGGAUGGCACCCCCUACUGGCUCUGUGCCAACUCCUGGAACACUGACUGGGGUGAUAACGGAUUCUUCAAAAUCCUGCGUGGAUCAGAUCACUGUGGUAUUGAGUCUGAGAUGGUGGCAGGCAUUCCCAAGUAAAACCUAUGGUUUUAAGCUGCAGUGGCGAUUUCUUGAUCACUAGAGGACGACACACUCCUGUUUUUAGUAGUUACAUUUUAAGUCCACUGAUAGCCUUGCAUACCAUGGUAUGUGAUUCUUUCUAGAGCAGACUGAACAAACUCAAGAGUAACCUACACUUGAUGUAGGUGGAUUAGCAGAUAGUAUAUGACAGCAACUAUGUGGGUGAGCACAGAUCAAUGUUGAAUUUAAGGUGUGCUCUGUGGCAUGGUCUUGUUCCUUCACCUUUUAAAGAAAACUCAUUCAAAUGUUGCACAGAAAGACACAUUUUUUGCAAUUUUUUUUACAAGACCUGUAUAAUUCAUUUAAUCUGAGGUGAUUUGAAGACUAUCGCUGUUUUAGGACUGAUUCACUUUGUUCUGCACUAGUAAAAAUGUUGGCAUUUUUAGAAAAGCAUCACUUUUUAAUUUUUCAAAACAAUCAUAGCUUUUCAUACUGCCACACUCCAUAAUGUCUGGUGCCUGUAAGUGUUUUUAAACUAAAUUGUCGGAUGAAAAAUCAAACCUUUUAUUGAUAUGGUUGGAAAUGAGAUGUGGGUGUCUUUGUCUGCCUGAAGCCAAAAAUAUUUGCACCUCACUCUUGUGAAUUAAAUAAAACAUUUUUUGUUCCCAA